AUGUUCAAGAUAACAGGAAUAAAAAGAACGGACAAAGGGUUUCUUGACGAUGUCCAGAAGAUUCCAGGGAGUGGUGAUGUGGAUGAAGUUAUAAGUAGGCUUAGGAAGCUCAAGAUCUUUUCUGCAAUAGCCAAGACCAGUGAUGGCCUGUCUAUUAGUGAAGAGAAAAGAAGUGUUGGGUUUAGCGGAGACACAACGGGAAGAGUUCCAAAAGGCUAUCUCAAGAUAAAACUUCCAAAUCUCUUUGGAAAGGCAGAGAACCUUGAAGUUUCGAUGUCAACCUCGAAAGACAUGAGUUUCCGAUUCACUAAGCCUAUUCUUUGGAAGUCUCUAAGUUUUCUCAGCAUAUCUGGGUCUAAGGAUGUAAUGAAGUCUCCACACGAGGAAUAUCCACACACUCGUGUGAGCUUAGAGGUUGAAAGGGAGAACCAAAAGAUAUGUGCAGGAAAAGAGAGAAUUGGAUACUUGGACCAGGCAUUUAUUGAAGUUAAGCAAAGACUUGCAGCGAUCAACAUUAGGAGUAAGAUCGGUGUCUUUGAUUCAAGGUCUUCGAAACUAUUCUCGAAAACACAAGCCGAGAUGAUCCUAGGCAAAUCUCUCACAAGAAGCCUUUUCACGGACAUACAUUUUUCCACAGGGUUGAUACUUGGAGAACCACAUAUUGCAGAGAGGUACUACCUUGGUGAAAACAUUAGAGGGUACAGGGGCAUGAGCAUAUCUCCAAGCAAUUGUGGCCUGAAGAUUGGAGGAAACUCUUUCUUUGAGGCAUCACACAGGAUGGGGGUGUGUAAGUGGCAAGCAAAAGGGUUUUUAUUUUGGUCAUUGGGAUAUGUAUCUGAGAAUAGAAACAUAGUGAGUAGCCUCAAGCCUGUCAUGCGGUCCCGCUCCUACAAAGACGAUGAAUGCUUUGGUGCUUCUGUUGGGUUGGGAGCAAGUGUGCCUGUCAUGAAAUCUAAGGAUGGCCCUGUUGUGUCUGUAAGCUUUGCUAUUCCUUUGACUAACAAUAGACAGGUACAAAAGCUGCAGUUUGGGUUUGAUAUGGACUUCUAG
Encephalitozoon romaleae SJ-2008 is the source of this 1050-nucleotide messenger RNA. RefSeq lists its product as hypothetical. The record is from RefSeq and is a predicted model, not a curated record. The transcript has a single exon. Gene Ontology annotation, cellular component: outer membrane. The coding region runs from base 1 to 1050 and encodes 349 amino acids. NCBI's taxonomy places the organism in Eukaryota, Fungi, Microsporidia, Unikaryonidae.